CCGCGUCCAUUCGGUUUCACUCGAUCGGCUUCGCUUAAUCCGAAAUAUGAGGUGCACUUAAAGCUUGUUCGUUGGUUUCGGGAGGUUCCACAAAGAGUGCUCGUGUGUAACGAUCAGCGCGAAACUCGUCGCGUGAAAGAAAGAGAAGGGAAAAAAAGUAGAGGUAGAGAGAUAGAGAAAGAAUUUAGGAAAGAGGGAGGAGAGAGAAUUCGUCGUCAAUUUGGGAUCGAAGAGUAUUUAAAGGUCCAUCGAUUUCAGUAAGUCGUCUCGAUUUCGUCGUGUCACGUCGUGUACCCCGAGUGCAAACUACAAAGUUACCACCUGAGAGACGCUAAUACCGAGGAAAUGGAGGCCACGGGGAUGAUUAAUGGCGUGCCUGUCCUACAGGAGAGCAGGAAGCUGUGGCAGUACCUCGCCACGAUUUCCGGAUGCAUGUUAGUGGCCGGAGUCGGCUCAGCCCUAGCAUGGACCUCACCGGUGCUUCCUCAACUCUACGCGGAAGACUCCUGGUUACCGAUCACAGCGAACGAAGGUUCCUGGAUCAGUUCGUUGCUCGCUGUAGGCGCAAUAGCCGGUGCGUUUCCAUCCGGAUCAAUGGCGGACAAAAUGGGACGAAAAAAGUCUCUUCUUCUACUCUCCGUCCCGUUUCUACUCUCCUGGGGCAUCAUCGUCGUCUCGACGGAAGUGAAACUCUUGUACAUCGCGAGAUUUAUCGCCGGAAUGGGCGUAGGUGCCGGUUGCGUCGUUGGACCUACGUACAUUUCCGAAAUCGCCGAAGUCUCGACCAGAGGAACGUUAGGUGCGCUGUUUCAACUUUUCCUCACCCUUGGGAUCUUCCUCGCGUUUGUUCUAGGAAGCGUUCUCAACUACACCACCUUCGCUAUAGUGUGCGCCGGUAUCAUCGUCGCAUUUCUGGCAACCUUCUACUGGAUGCCUGAAUCUCCCGUCUGGCUCGUGACUCAAAGAAGAAAGCAAGACGCCACGGUGGCGCUCGCCGCAUUCAGAGGACAGGACUACGAUCCUAACCAAGAAUUAAAUGAAAUGCAAAGGGCGUUGGAUGAAUGUAGCGGAAAGAAACCCACUAUCGGCGAUAUGGCGAAAGAUCCGGUGACUAGAAAAUCUAUGAUAGCGUCGUUCGGUAUGAUGUUCUUCCAACAAGCAUCCGGUGUGAACGCUGUGAUCUUCUACACGGUGACGAUCUUCCAGGCUGCCGGUAGCUCGAUGGCGCCGGAAGUGGCGUCCAUCGUUGUCUCGCUCGUUCAGUUGGUAAUGUCAGGUGUCGCGGCGUUGAUUGUGGAUCGAGCCGGAAGGAAGCCACUGCUCAUGCUUUCCACCAGCGUUAUGUCAGCCAGCCUGAUCGCGCUCGGAUACUACUUCAAGCAGAAAGACUCCGGAAGUGACGUCAGCUCACUAGGCUGGUUACCGUUGGUUUCCUUGAUCGUCUUUAUGGUCGCCUUCUCAAUCGGUCUGGGACCAGUGCCAUGGAUGUUGAUGGGCGAGCUAUUCUCCUCAGAGACAAAGGCGGUAGCAUCCAGUUACGCCGUAAUGCUAAAUUGGUUCAUGGUAUUCGUCGUAACUAAAACCUUCCCCACGAUGAACAGCGAGCUAGGCAUCGACAUGACAUUCUGGAUCUUCGCCGUGAUCAUGGCCGGCGCUACAGCGUACACCCACGUUCUGGUACCGGAAACCAAAGGAAAGACCUAUCAACAAAUCCUCAGAGAACUCCAAGGCGAGACCAUAGACUUGCCCGUCAAAUCCGCCGCUUAGAAAAUCAUCGAAAAGCUUCAAUCUCGCGAGAAUAUUCUAUACACAUCCCUCUAAGGUGUUCCUCCUUCGAGCAUCGACCAAAGGAAACCUCGUUGCCGUAAUCCUAUCGUUGAUCCUUUCUUUCAUCGACCGGCUCACGACCGUGGCCCACGUUCUCAUCGAUGGAAACAUCUCAUCUCCUGCCACCGAAUCAAUUAAUUUAAUUAUUUCCUAUCGAUCGAUCGGUCACGCGAUA
Habropoda laboriosa is the source of this 2002-nucleotide messenger RNA. RefSeq names its product facilitated trehalose transporter Tret1-like. Gene Ontology annotation, biological process: transmembrane transport; carbohydrate transport. The transcript is spliced from 5 exons. The record is from RefSeq and is a predicted model, not a curated record. Gene Ontology annotation, cellular component: membrane. Lineage: Eukaryota; Metazoa; Arthropoda; Insecta; Hymenoptera; Apidae. The coding region runs from base 346 to 1767 and encodes 473 amino acids. Gene Ontology annotation, molecular function: sugar transmembrane transporter activity.